Molecule: messenger RNA, 1478 nt
Organism: Triplophysa rosa
Lineage: Eukaryota; Metazoa; Chordata; Actinopteri; Cypriniformes; Nemacheilidae
Gene: ddah1
Product: dimethylarginine dimethylaminohydrolase 1
Exons: 6
Coding region: 266-1114 (282 amino acids)
Biological process (GO): arginine metabolic process; positive regulation of nitric oxide biosynthetic process
Molecular function (GO): amino acid binding; dimethylargininase activity
Source: RefSeq, a predicted model, not a curated record
GUCGAAAAAUUGUUAAGAGAAAUUAAAGUGCGUAAUCGGCUGGUCCGGAGAGCCAGUGACGUCACAGCCGCCCUUCUGUCGCCCGUUCAGAGCUCGAGCUGUCAGCGUGCGGACGCGCAACCAGGAAAAACAACAACAAACAAACAAAACAAAACAGCAAAACGCGCAGAGUUUUGGGACUGUGCGGCUGUGUGAGACCACCUCGACUCGUUCACGCUGGUGAAUUGUGAGUUUAAAGCGAAGGAAAGGCGCGCGGAACGGAAACAUGGCCGAGCUGAUGGCCGGGUUCGGGAGCUUUACGCACGCCGUGGUUCGAGCGGUUCCUCGGUCUCUGGCCACGGAAGCCCUGAGGACGGAUAAUCUGGAGGUGGACCCGGUGAAAGCCCAGCAGGAACACGAGGAGUACGUGACGGUUCUGAAGCACCGGCUCGGGCUGGAGGUGAUCGAGCUGCCCGCGGAGGAGACGCUACCGGACUGCGUGUUCGUGGAGGAUGCUGCGGUUGUGUGCGGUGACACCGCGCUCAUCACCAGACCAGGAGCCGAGAGCAGACGCGGGGAGACGGAGGCCAUGAAGAGAGCGUUGACUGAGCUUAGUCUGAAUGUCGUGGAGAUGACGGACGAAACGGCCACGCUGGACGGAGGAGACGUCUUGUUCACAGGUAGAGAGUUUUUCGUGGGUUUAUCCAAGAGGACCAAUCAGAGAGGAGCAGAGAUUCUGGCCGACACGUUUAAGGACUACGCCGUGUCGAUGGUUCCAGUACAGCAGGGACUUCAUCUGAAGAGUUUCUGCAGUAUGGCCGGACCGGAUCUCAUCGCCAUCGGCUCCAGUGAACACGCACAGAAAGCCCUAAAGAUCAUGCAGCAGAUGAGUGAUCAUAAAUAUGAUAAACUGACGCUUCCUGAUGAUUUGGCUGCAAACUGCAUCUACAUGAAUCUGCCCUCUAAAGGUCACGUCCUGCUCCACUGCACACCUGAAGAGUUCCCCGAGAGCGCCAAGGUGUUUGAGAGGCUGAAGGAUCACAUGCUCGUCCCAGUGUCCAAUCAGGAGAAGGUGAAGGUGGACGGCGCUCUGACCUGCUGCUCGGUCCUCAUCAACAAGAAGAGUCCGAUGUGAUGGAUCUCCUCCGGAUGUUUUCUCUCCUGAAAGCCAUUUACACGAUCACGCGAGUGCUCUUAUUGUGUGACGCAGUAAUGAGGGUCAUUCGUGAAACAUGAAGGGAACACAUUUUUGUACACGUCAUUUGUAAAUCUGCUCUUACUUUCAUUUUGUAGACUUGAAUUUGUUGUUUAAAUGUGACAUUUCUGUUUAAAUUGUUCUGUCUGCACUUCACAAACUAUCUCUAGUGCACGUGAUUUACUGUGAAAAAAGUGUUUUUGAGAGUUUUGUAGAAAUGAUGAACAACAAUCAAGAAAUGCAAAAUCAGUUUCUUUCAUGUGAAGAGAAAAUGAAACAUAAAACAUAAAAACACCAAAGCUUU